Molecule: messenger RNA, 4274 nt
Organism: Ictalurus furcatus (blue catfish)
Lineage: Eukaryota; Metazoa; Chordata; Actinopteri; Siluriformes; Ictaluridae
Exons: 7
Coding region: 241-3609 (1122 amino acids)
Molecular function (GO): GTP binding
Source: RefSeq, a predicted model, not a curated record
GUGUAGGAUAACCGAACCAUCAGCAGGAACAUCACCUCAUAAACAGCCAAAGAAUACAUCUCAUUGAGUCACUGCUUUCUCCAGCAUACUGAAGCACUGAUUAAUUCAAGUGUACCUUCAUUGGCUGGAUGAGAGAAGAGACAUUCGUGACUGAAAAGAAGAGUCCAUCCUUAUCAUUUGUAUUGAUUGAGCUGCACAAAGUGAACAAAAAAGGAUUUAAAACAACAACAACAACAAAAAAUGGCUUACCUCCUUUCAGUGCGUGACGAUCUCAGGAUAAUGCUUCUUGGCCACAGCGGUGUUGGAAAAAGUGCAACAGCCAAUGUAAUCUUAGGAAAAGAAAUGUUCAAAGAAACUGAAACUAUCCAGUGUGAGAUACAGAGAGGGAGAGUGGAGGGAAGAAACAUCUCAGUGAUUGACACUCCAGGAAUCAACAACACUUCUCUCACUACAGAACAGUGGAGGACUGAGUUGAAGAAGGGUUUGUUGCUUUCUUCUCCUGGUCCUCAUGUGUUCCUGCUGGUGACCAAAGUGGGAAAAUUCUCAGAAGAAGAGCGAAUUGCUGUGAAGUGGAUUGCCGAGAACUUUGGUGAAGCAGCUCUGAAGUUCAGCAUGAUACUGUUCACAGGAAGAGAAGAAAUGACCAACAGACAGUGGGUGAAAUUUUCCAAAGAUGCCAGGGUAAAGGAUCUGAUCAGCUGCUGUGAAGGUAGAUAUUGUGUGAUAAACAGCAAGAGAGAGGCUAAUCCUACUCAGAUCAUUAAACUGCUUGAGGAGAUCGAGGCCAUUGUCCAACGAAAUGGAGAUCAGUUCUACACUCAAGAGCUGUACGAAGCAGUUGAUAGAAUGAGAACAACAGAAGCCAUUCUGAAGAAAGAGGAAAUGAGAAAGGGACAUGAGAGCAAACCAAAACCAAGCCAUGGCGCAUGUCUGGAGGUGCAGAAAGAUGAUGCUGUUACUGGGGUUAAGGUAAAAUGUGGAAAUGAGGUACCUCCUAAGAAACAAGAAGAGUCAGUGAAGUCACUUCCUGAGAGGAAAGGAGAGAUGGAAGCUAAGUUUGUGAAACAAAAUAUCAGGAGACAGGAGGAGACACGGAGAGAGAGGGAAAGGAAGAAAUGGGAGCAGGAGAAAGCAGCUACAGAGGGUAGAAAACCUGAUUCAGUGUGUGAUGUGAGGAUUGUGCUACUGGGAGGUGUUGGAGCAGGAAAAAGCUCAUCAGGAAACACUAUCCUGGGCAGAGAGGCAUUUGGGAAAGACCUCAUCCCAGUUACCACAAUGUGCAAGAGGCAGGAUGGAAUGGUGGGAAAUAAAUCCAUCACUGUGAUCGACACUAAGGCUUACACUAAUCAUUCCUCUCAGCAUUGCUUUUCAAUUUACUGUGAAGAGUUGGAGCAAUGUUUUUCCUUGUGUAAACCUGGCCCUCAUGUGUUUGUGCUUGUUGUACCAUCUCCUAAUACCUUCUCUUUCCCUGUUCAAUUACUAUAUGAAAGAUUUGGCCCAGAAGUUUUGAAACGCACUUUAGUCCUCGUCACCCGCGGAGACUCUUGGGGAAGAGACCACAAGGAGGUUUUAAACAACAGCUCAGCUCUCCAGCAGCUCAUCCAGAACUGUGGAGAAGAUUAUCAGAUUUUCAACAACCAAGAGAAAGAAGACCGAACUCAGGUCACAGAACUGCUGGACAAGAUUGAGAUCUUGAUUGAGAAGAAUGGACAGGGGCACUGUACCACCGAGAUGUACCAGAGAAAGGGGCAGGAGACAAGCAGUUGUACACUAAUACUGGGCAGAUUCACAGAGGAAGAGAAGAAUGCAGUGAAGUGGAUUCAGGAGAACUUUGGAGAAGAUGCCUCACUCUACACCAUCAUUCUGUUCACUCAUGCUGAUCAGAUUGGAAAGAGGACACUGGAGGAGUUUUUGGCAGACAGCACUGACCUGAGGAGACUUCUUAACACCUGUGGAAAUCGCUAUCACGCAUUUAACAACAACGACCCCAAGCCUUCACAGGUCGAGAAUCUGAUGCAGAAGAUAGAUGACAUGGUUUUAAUGAAUACAGGGAUGUACUACACCAAUGAUAUGUAUGAGGCGGCUCAAAGAAUGCGUGACGAUCUCAGGAUAAUGCUUCUUGGCCACAGCGGUGUUGGAAAAAGUGCAACAGCCAAUGUAAUCUUGGGAAAAGAAACAUUCAAAGAAACUGAAACUAUCCAGUGUGAGAUACAGAGAGGGAGAGUGGAGGGAAGAAACAUCUCAGUGAUUGACACUCCAGGAAUCAACAACACUUCUCUCACUACAGAACAGUGGAGGACUGAGUUGAAGAAGGGCUUGUUGCUUUCUUCUCCUGGUCCUCAUGUGUUCCUGCUGGUGACCAAAGUGGGAAAAUUCUCAGAAGAGAGAAUUGCUGUGAAGUGGAUUGCCGAGAACUUUGGAGAAGAAGCUCUGAAGUUCAGCAUGAUACUGUUCACAGGAAGAGAAGAAAUGACCAACAGACAGUGGGUGAAAUUUUCCAAAGAUGCCAGGGUAAAGGAUCUGAUCAGCUGCUGUGAAGGUAGAUAUUGUGUGAUAAACAGCAAGAGAGAGGCUAAUCCUACUCAGAUCAUUAAACUGCUUGAGGAGAUCGAGGCCAUUGUCCAACGAAAUGGAGAUCAGUUCUACACUCAAGAGCUGUACGAAGCAGUUGAUAGAAUGAGAACAACAGAAGCCAUUCUGAAGAAAGAGGAAAUGAGAAAGGGACAUGAGAGCAAACCAAAUCCAAACCAUGACGCAUGUCUGGAGGUGCAGAAAGAGGAUGCUGAUACUGGAGUUAAGGUAAAAUGUGGAAAUGAGGUACCUCCUAAAAAACAAGAAGAGUCAGUGAAGUCACUUCCUGAGAGGAAAGGAGAGAUGGAAGCUAAGUUUGUGAAACAAAAUAUCAGGAGACAGGAGGAGACACAGAGAGAGACAGAAAAGAAGAAAUGGGAACAGGAGAAAGGAGGUCCAGGGGGUAGAAAACCUGAUUCAGUGUGUGAUGUGAGGAUUGUGCUACUGGGAGGUGUUGGAGCAGGAAAAAGCUCAUCAGGAAACACUAUCCUGGGCAGAGAGGCAUUUGGGAAAGACCUCAUCCCAGUUACCACAAUGUGCAAGAGGCAGGAUGGAAUGGUGGGAAAUAAAUCCAUCACUGUGAUCGACACUAAGGCUUACAAUAAUCGUUCCUCUCAGCGUUGCUUUUCAAAGUACUGUGAAGAGUUGGAGCAAUGUUUUUCCUUGUGUAAACCUGGCCCUCAUGUGUUUGUGCUUGUUGUACCAUCUCCUAAUACCGUCUCCUUCCCUGUUCAAUUACUAUAUGAAAGAUUUGGCCCAGAAGUUUUGAAACGCACUUUAGUCCUCGUCACCCGCGGAGACUCUUGGGGAAGAGACCACGAGGUGGUUUUAAACAACAGCUCAGCUCUCCAGCAGCUCAUCCAGAACUGUGGAGAAGAUUAUCAGAUUUUCAACAACCAAGAGAAAGAAGACCGAACUCAGGUCACAGAACUGCUGGACAAGAUUGAGAUCUUGAUUGAGAAGAACGGACAGGGGCACUGUACCACCGAGAUGUACCAGAGAAGGGGGCAAAAGACAAGCAACUGUUCCCUAAUAUGAAUAUUUUAAAGUCUUCAUUGCGAAAUGCAUCAUUACUGGGUGACAAAAGUUUUUUUAAAAUAUUGUAGUGUGUGGUGAUGUCAUAUGUGAUUUAUUCUGUAUACAUACAGUAUAUUAUUAUGCAAAUGUACAAUAUAUGUAUUAUCUCACUAUCCACUGUCACCCAGAACAGGAUGGGUUCCCUUUUGAGUUAGGCUCCUCUCAAGCUUUCUUCCUCAUGGUUUUCAUCACCACUGUCACCUCUACAUCUACAUGUAUGGUACAGGCGGAAAAACACCAUACUUUACCCUGAACAGAGACACAUGGGGGUUUAAAUAUACAAACCAAGGGACACUCCCCCUCCCACAUACCAAAGCUCCCCCUCCUGGUAAUCCUGGCCCUCUGGGCAAAAUGUGCACAUAGCCCUCAAAGUCCCAAGGCAGGCAUUGUCCAUAGAUCUGAAGAGCAAACAUGAGGCUGAGGCAGGCUGGUCGAGGCCGUGAGGGGGGAACAAGACUUUGGAGAUCACACCAUCAGCCUUAGGCAUGAGCUGGGAGGCCUUGUAAUCAGCCUCAUGUCAUGAGAGACCAUUUUAUCAGCCUUAGGCAGGAGCAGAGCUUGGUAGGUCAUUUUGACGAGCUCUAGCUUGAGCAUGGCAUGUGAGGCCACACCAUCAGCCUUUGGCA